AUGACCCUCACCCUCCCCAACAACGUGCACCACCAGCACAACGAAUCCUUCAACCACCUCCUCACAAGCCUGCGAAGCCGCAAUAUCAAGCCAGCAGACGUGCGCAGCCUAGUCCGCGAAAUGACUACCUUCCUCUCCAAAUCCGUCCACCUCCACACCACCCCGGACGAAACACUAGCCGUGAUCGUCAUCCUCCGCUCCGGCCUCGCCAUGUUCGAUGGCUUCAUGGACAGCCUACCUCAGAACCUCCCGACGGCGGUCUACCACCUGGGCAUCUUCCGCGACCCGACCACCCUCCAGCCGGUCGAGUAUUACAAUAAGUUGCCCCUCAAGCCCGCGCAGAUCAAGCAGGCCGUGAUCCUGGACCCGUUGAUCGCGACGGGCGGAACGGCGGCUGCGGUGGUUGGGAUUUUGAAGGACUGGGGACUGGAGCAGGUGACCUUCUUAUCUAUGCUGUCGACGCCGGCUGGAUUGUCCCACGCAGGCGGAGUGUGGCCGGAGGGGAGCCAGUUCGUUGUCGGAUCUGUCGAUUCGCAGGUGGACGAGAAGGGGUAUAUCCAGCCUGGUGUUGGUGAUAUUGGCGAUCGGCUGUUUGGAACGGUUUUCUAA
Molecule: messenger RNA, 609 nt
Organism: Aspergillus saccharolyticus JOP 1030-1
Lineage: Eukaryota; Fungi; Ascomycota; Eurotiomycetes; Eurotiales; Aspergillaceae
Product: uracil phosphoribosyltransferase
Exons: 2
Coding region: 1-609 (202 amino acids)
Source: RefSeq, a predicted model, not a curated record